Thalassophryne amazonica is the source of this 1312-nucleotide messenger RNA. Its product is annotated as heme oxygenase-like. The transcript is spliced from 6 exons. Lineage: Eukaryota; Metazoa; Chordata; Actinopteri; Batrachoidiformes; Batrachoididae. Gene Ontology annotation, biological process: heme oxidation; response to oxidative stress; heme catabolic process. The coding region runs from base 16 to 1056 and encodes 346 amino acids. Gene Ontology annotation, molecular function: heme binding; heme oxygenase (decyclizing) activity. The record is from RefSeq and is a predicted model, not a curated record.
AGGUUCCUCCCCCUCAUGGUGUUCCAGAUGGUGACACAGAGUUCCUGUUUUCAUUCAGUCAGCAGAGGAGGAGGUAUAAAAGAGGGAGAAGACAGAAGACAGACAAACUGUGUCGGACAAUCCAGGGAGAAAGGACGGGAGCUCACUGUGGACAGAAGCCUCAAUUUCUUUGUUUCUGGAAAAAUCACAGUUCUGAUCUCUGGAUCUUUUUCUGACACAGAGAUGGAGAAGACAACUCAGGCUGCAACAGAACAAAUGACUUCGGGCAGGGAUCUGUCAGAACAAAUCAAAGAGGUUACUAAGGAGAACCAUGUCAGGGCAGAGAACACAGAGAUGAUGCUAAACUUCCAGAGAGGACAAGUAACCCUGACACAAUACAAGCUCCUGCUGUGCUCACUGUAUGAGAUCUACCGGGCUUUGGAGGAAGAACUGGACAAGAACUCAGACCAUCCCGGUGUUGCACCCAUUUACUUCCCUAGUGAACUGGCCAGACUAGAGUCCAUCGAGAAAGACCUGGAGCACUUCUAUGGACAAGAAUGGCGAGAAAGGAUUGUUGUUCCCGCUGCCACUGAAAGAUACUGCCACAGACUCAGACAGAUUGGCAAAGAAAACCCUGAACUUCUGGUUGCUCACACUUACACCAGAUACCUUGGUGACCUGUCCGGGGGGCAGGUCCUUGGUCGAAUCACACAGAAAUCCUUUGGACUGAAGAACAGUGUUGGCCUCUCGUUCUUCGCCUUCCCCAAUGUCUCCAGCCCCAAUCUGUUCAAACAGCUCUAUCGCAGCCGGAUGAACAGCUUGGAGCUGACGGAGGAGGAGAAGACUGGCGUACUGAAGGAGGCGGUCACAGCCUUUGAGUUUAACAUUCAGGUGUUUCAAGAUUUACAAAAGAUGCUUAGUGUCACUGGAGAGAAGCUGCAGAAUGAAGCAACACCGUCCAAAUUCAUGAAGACGCUCCAGUUUUCCCAAACUGCCAUCAGUACUUCCCCUGUGCUCAGAAUGUUGCUGGGACUCUUCGUGGCUUUGGCCACAGUCACACUUUUUGUCAAAUUUUAAACGGUGACGAGUUUGUUUUUUGUUUGCCAUGUACAACAAAAUCCUAAAAAUAAAUUUAACCCGUUUAAUUCUUCAGGACUGUACCAGUCUACAAAUGUCACAUGCUGUGUAGCACUUUGGAAACGUUUGUGAACUUUUCUUAUUGUGUAUUUAUGACUGAAUUCUGAACAAGUUUACUGUUACGGUUUGCAAUGAAAUGUGCAAUCACCUGCUCUUAAUGACUGUAAAUAUGAAUAAAAACAAAUAAAGUUAAAGA